Molecule: messenger RNA, 1107 nt
Organism: Pyricularia grisea
Lineage: Eukaryota; Fungi; Ascomycota; Sordariomycetes; Magnaporthales; Pyriculariaceae
Exons: 7
Coding region: 1-1107 (368 amino acids)
Source: RefSeq, a predicted model, not a curated record
AUGGCUGACAUACAUCCUAUCGUCCCAUAUCCGUCGCCGGAGCCCAGCGAGAUGGACAUUUCUCCUAUCUCGAAGCCGGACUGCAAUUAUGGAGGAAACAACUCAACCACAGUCAUGUUGCCCGAUCUUUUCGUGUCGAUCAUGUCACCAUCUCCUCGAUUAAAUCCCUUCUAUGAAUCGGUCAGGCCCGCUGCGAAUGAGUGGACAAAAAGACUACUCAAGCUAGACGCAAAGUCUUAUGCCAAGCAUCAAAGAGUCAACUUCAGCAAAUUAGCUUCCAUGUGGAUGCCAGAAGCUGAUGAGGAGGGUCUCCGCGUGAUGGUGGACUGGUUGACUUGGGUGUUCUAUUUUGAUGAUUUAUUUGACGAUGGCGAUCUACGUGAUAAUCCUGCUGCAGCUCAAGCCGAGGCGGAAGCAACAUUGAGCUUGAUGUCCGAUGUCGACCAUGAAGUCUCACCAGAGCUACAUCCACUACGAUAUAUGUUCCACACCACCUGGGUGCGGUUUCGCAAAUAUACUGACCAUUCCCCAGCUCUCCAAAACCGGUACAAGAAGUCCAUGGAGGAGUACAUAAACGGCAUCCUGCAGCAGGUUGACUUCAGCUCCUUCGAUGCGUCUCUUGACGCCGAAUUGUACCUUCACUUCCGACGCAAGUCCGUCGGGUUGCGUCCCUGUCAUGCCCUUCUCGAAUAUGCAUGCGGGAUACAAAUACCAGACCACGUAAUGGCACACCCAGCUAUCCAAGAAUGUAUGGCGGUUUCGAUUGAUCUUGUCUUGCUCCAAAACGACAUCUUGUCCUACAAGAAAGAACAAGCUUCAAAUGUCAUCCACAACCUCAUUCACAUCUACAGGAACCAAGGCAUGACAGCUCAAGAAGCCUUUGACCAGGCCGGCAACCUAGUCGUGAGGGCAAUCAGGCGGUGGCACCUCGCCCAGCUCGAUCUGCCGAUCUGGGGAGAGCAUAUAGACAAGGAGGUACAGCGCUAUCUUCAAGGAUUUCUGGACUCUUGCGUCGGGAGUCUCAACUGGAGCUUCAUUACGGGACGAUACUUUGGAGAUCAAGGUGACGAAAUACGCAAGACACGGGUGCUUGAUCUCAAGAUGUGA